GGUAUAAUCACUUCGUUCGCAUUCACACAACACCUUGCAAACGAAUAUACAGAAACCAGCAGACAGAAUGGCGAACACACAAGAAUCUAAGAGUCUAACAUUGACCGUCCUCGGUUCUGGUACCAUGGGUAUAGCCAUCAUGGGCGGCGUAAUGUCCUCGCUCGCCAGCGCAAAAACACAAGCAACCCUCGAUCCCUCGUCUGCCUCCAAAGACACGCCCAACCUCUCCAGCUUCAUCGCUUGUGAUCAGUGGAAGCCUGCGGAAGAAAACGUCCGCAAAGCACUCGGCCACUACAACUUCCCGCUACAAACCCUCACAAACCAGAACCUCACGGGUGUCCAACAAGCAGACAUCAUCCUAUUAUCUUGCAAACCCCAUGGCUAUAAGACAAUAUUGGGUGAAGAGGGCAUGCUCGAGGCGCUGAAGGGCAAGGUUUUGGUGUCGAUACUGGCAGGCGUGACACAGCAGCAGAUUGAAGCCUUCCUCUACCCAUCGGGCGUAGACAAAGCAGAUAAUCCAUGCCGAGUCGUGCGUGUAAUGCCCAAUACAGCUUCCUUCGUCCGCGAAUCCAUGUCCGUCAUCCAAACCUCGGAUCCACCGCUCACGGACUCGCAACAUGCGCUCGUUUCUUUCGUUUUCAGCUCCAUUGGCCGUGUUGUGUCACUUCCACCCGCUUUAAUGGACAUCUCCACCGCGCUGUGCGGGUCUGGUCCUGCUUUCUUCGCCCUCAUUCUGGAGGCUGCGGCGGAUGGUGCUGUUGCCAUGGGACUGCCCAGGGCGGAAGCGCAGAUCAUGGCUGCGCAGACGAUGCGAGGGACAACGGGGUUGGUGUUGAAUGGAGAGCACCCGGCUGUGCUGAAGGAUAAGGUUAGCACGCCUGGAGGUUGUACAAUUGGCGGUCUGAUGAGCUUGGAGGAAGAUGGGGUGAGGGGAUCAGUGGCGAAAGCGAUCAGGGAGGCUACAGUUGUUGCGUCAAGGUUGGGUGGGGAGACUAGGGAAUUUGUCAACCACAGGCGAUAGUUGCCUUGAGACGCGAAUACCAGCAUGCAUUCAUGUUGGACGCCUAUCUUUCCACUUCGGCGCCAUGGCAGACCAAAGUACGAUAAAUUCUAUUCAAAGAUGUAAUGAGCAAUGUUACAAUUCGAAAUGGAACGUUGAACUCAACUAGGCACCAAAGUAAGCUGUGAACCCUGGAAAUAUAUCUCAUUAGGCCUACGCCUAGGCUAGGUACAGGUGCCUAUCGGUGGAAGGAUAUAUUACAAGAAGUAGAGAUCACCCAAAGAUCCGCCCCGUAUUCAUGUCCAAGCAUAUGCAAAUGAUCAAAAUGCCAUCCACUGUCGCCUUCCGCUUAGCCAUUACAUAUACCCUUUUUCACCUUGAAAGAAAGACAUCCUAUCUUCUUUCCCGCUCCCGCUCCCGCUCCACACGCUCCAUCUCCCUGUCUACCUCACCCUCCGUUCUCACACCACCCCGUCUAGCUUUUGCAUUCUUCCGCAGCC
Molecule: messenger RNA, 1500 nt
Organism: Cucurbitaria berberidis CBS 394.84
Lineage: Eukaryota; Fungi; Ascomycota; Dothideomycetes; Pleosporales; Cucurbitariaceae
Product: pyrroline-5-carboxylate reductase
Exons: 2
Coding region: 68-1021 (317 amino acids)
Biological process (GO): L-proline biosynthetic process
Molecular function (GO): pyrroline-5-carboxylate reductase activity
Source: RefSeq, a predicted model, not a curated record